Raphanus sativus (radish) is the source of this 2796-nucleotide messenger RNA. Its product is annotated as calcium-dependent protein kinase 2. Gene Ontology annotation, biological process: intracellular signal transduction; peptidyl-serine phosphorylation; protein autophosphorylation. Gene Ontology annotation, cellular component: cytoplasm; nucleus. Lineage: Eukaryota; Viridiplantae; Streptophyta; Magnoliopsida; Brassicales; Brassicaceae. The record is from RefSeq and is a predicted model, not a curated record. The transcript is spliced from 7 exons. Gene Ontology annotation, molecular function: ATP binding; calcium/calmodulin-dependent protein kinase activity; calmodulin binding. Bases 610 to 2514 code for a protein of 634 amino acids.
AAGUACGCUGGUGAAUUUAAGCCAAACUCCUUGGAUCAUCAUCUCCUUCUUCAAUCAUCUUCUUCUCCACGAUUGACUUUGUUAUACAGAAGAUUACAAAUCCUUGAGGUUUUAUGCAUAUUUAAUUGCUAUUAACCCAUCCCCUUCAUUUUCCCUCCCUUAUUUUCCGACCAGAUAAACAAAACAAAAAUUGUUCUUUCUUAUUUUCCAUCAUCCCAGAUCUUAAUUGUUUUCAGACCAUUUCCAUUAUCUGAAUUUCGUCCUUUUCUGUUCUGGGUUCAUUUAAAUUUUCGAUUUUUCACAUCACCCUUGUGAAAAAGCUGGGAUUUUUUUUUCUUCUGCUUGUUCAUCUGUAUUCAUGAGUUUUAAACCAUUCCCUGAUCUGGGAGUGAUGAUCACGUUUCUCUGAUACUCGCUUGUCGUUGGAGAAGAGAGCACCAAGAUUAGAUUGUGAAGGAUUUGACUUUUCACUUGAUAGUCUCUCAAUGAGAUCAGAUCAGAGAGAUCAGUUUAUGCUCUUUUGAUCAGAUCGUGAUGUGGAAAGCUUGAAUGCGAUUUUUUUUCAUCUGGAGAACGUUGAUUUAGGAGUUUCAUAAUAAGUUAAAGGAGAUGGGUAAUGCUUGUGUAGGACCAAACCUUUCUGGAAAUGGUUUCUUGCAAACUGUUUCAGCUGCUUUGUGGCGGCCACGGAUCGGAGCUGAGCAAGCUUCUUCCCAUGGCAGCAAUGCAGGAGUUGCCAAAGACGCAGUACCUGAUCAAGUCCAGAAUAAACCCCCUGAGCAAGUCACUAUCCCUAAUCCUAGCUCCAUUCCCGAAGCUGAAACCAAACCCAAACCCGAACCUGAAGAAGCCAAGCAGGAAGUUGUUGUGCAGGUGGAGACAACAAAGCCUGAAUCCAAACCGGAGCCAACAAAACCAGAAACAAAGCCUGAAUCCAACCCGGAGCCAACAAAACCAGAAACAAAGCCUGAAUCCAACCCGGAGCCAAAAAAACCAGAAACAAAGAGUGAAACCAAUCCGGAGACGAAACCUGAUCCCAACAAGCCUAAACACAUGAGGAGAGUGUCCAGCGCAGGUCUCAGGACCGAGUCAGUGUUGCAGAGGAAGACUGAAAACUUCAAAGAGUUCUACUCACUGGGAAGGAAACUCGGACAAGGGCAGUUCGGGACAACCUUCUUAUGCCUCGAGAAAGGCACCGGGAACGAGUACGCUUGCAAGUCCAUUUCCAAGAGGAAGCUUCUGACGGACGAGGACGUCGAAGACGUGAGGAGAGAGAUUCAGAUCAUGCAUCACUUGGCUGGUCAUCCGAAUGUUAUAUCCAUCAAAGGAGCUUACGAGGAUGUUGUGGCGGUGCAUCUAGUGAUGGAGCUGUGUUCGGGUGGCGAGCUUUUCGAUAGGAUUAUUCAGCGUGGGCAUUACACUGAGAGGAAAGCAGCUGAGCUGGCGAGAACCAUUGUUGGGGUUUUGGAGACUUGUCACUCUCUUGGUGUUAUGCAUAGAGAUCUCAAGCCUGAGAAUUUUCUGUUUGUUAGUAGAGAGGAAGAUUCUCUAUUGAAAACGAUCGACUUUGGACUCUCAAUGUUCUUCAAGCCAGAUGAGGUUUUUACAGAUGUUGUUGGUAGUCCAUAUUAUGUAGCUCCGGAAGUUCUUAGAAAGCGUUAUGGUCCUGAAUCAGAUGUGUGGAGUGCUGGUGUGAUUAUUUACAUUUUGUUAAGUGGUGUUCCUCCUUUCUGGGCCGAAACCGAACAAGGGAUAUUCGAACAGGUCCUUCAUGGAGAUCUUGACUUCUCAUCUGAUCCCUGGCCAAGCAUCUCUGAAGGCGCAAAAGACUUGGUUCAGAAAAUGCUUGUAAGAGACCCCAAGCGAAGACUAACCGCACAUCAAGUAUUAUGUCAUCCAUGGGUUCAAAUUGAUGGUGUGGCUCCAGAUAAACCUCUGGACUCUGCUGUUUUGAGCCGUAUGAAGCAAUUUUCCGCCAUGAACAAGUUCAAGAAAAUGGCUCUUAGAGUUAUAGCCGAGAGCUUAUCUGAAGAAGAAAUAGCCGGUUUGAAAGAAAUGUUCAAAAUGAUUGACGCAGACAAUAGUGGUCAGAUAACUUUCGAAGAACUGAAAGCAGGACUGAAACGAGUUGGUGCCAAUCUCAAAGAGUCGGAGAUUCUUGACCUUAUGCAAGCUGCUGAUGUGGACAACAGUGGAACGAUAGACUACAAAGAGUUCAUAGCUGCAACAUUGCAUCUAAACAAAAUAGAGAAAGAGGACCAUUUGUUCGCUGCCUUCUCCUACUUUGACAAGGACGGGAGCGGAUUUAUCACCCCUGACGAGCUUCAACAUGCUUGUGAGGAGUUUGGUGUUGAAGAUGCCCGCAUUGAAGAAAUGAUGCGUGAUGUUGAUCAAGACAAGGAUGGACGAAUAGACUACAACGAGUUUGUGGCGAUGAUGCAGAAAGGGAGCAUCGUGGGAGGACCUAUGAAGAUGGGUUUAGAGAAGAGCAUUAGCAUAUCUCUGAAACACUAGCUUUCAGACCCAAACACAAACCCAAAGACCAAGGAAUAUUUAUAAAUGAAGAUGAUGAUAUUGUGUUUUCUUUUCUUCUCAAUAUUGUGAUGAGAUUUUGUUAUUAUUAGACUGGUUUAGGCAGUUCAUUUUUUUUUUGUACUGUGUACUUCUAUGCAUAUACACACAUAGUUCUUUGUUCUGUCUGUAACUUUUUUGGCUACUGUGAGAGGAGAGGAGAACUCCACUAUAAACAAUGUGCAUUGAAGACUCCUCUUAUAUUCAGCCACAUUGAUUGGUGAA